AUGUCGCUAUUUACUUUUAGAAAAUCAAUAAUUUUAGGUAUUUUUAUAGCCUUAUUAUGUUUGUUUGAUAGAUUUUACUUGCCAAAACUUUAUAUAUUUUCUCCAAAAAAGUUACAAGAACUUUCAGUUCAAGCAAUUAAAAAGCAUCCACAUGAUACUAAAGCUUUAAUGGAUUAUCUUGCAGAAUCCAUUAGGAAAGAAUAUGGGGAUAGUGUUCUUCCUUUAGACCACAGUAAAUGGUUUUUUAAUAAUGCAGGAAAUGCUAUGGGUUCUAUGGUACUGCUUCAUCUAUCUAUAUCUGAAUAUUUGAUUUUUUUUGGUACAGCUGUGGGAACAGAAGGACAUUCUGGGGUUCAUCUUUCUAAUGAUUACUUUACUAUAUUGGUUGGAGAACAAAAGAUAUCUGCUCCUGGUCAACUUAAGCCAACAAUUUAUAAACCAGGAAUGCAAAAUUAUUUACCACGUAUGAGAAGGGUCCAAUAUUCUAUGCCUGGUGAGUGUUGGGCUUUAGAAUUAGCACAAGGAUGGAUACCUUUAAUGUUUCCAUUUGGGUUCAUAGAAACAUUUUUUUCCACACUUGACUUUGGCAAUCUAUGGACUACUCUUUAUUAUGCGUCCAAAGCUAUGUUUAAAAGUUUUAUAAAUGGAAAAUUUUAA
Molecule: messenger RNA, 657 nt
Organism: Pneumocystis jirovecii RU7
Lineage: Eukaryota; Fungi; Ascomycota; Pneumocystomycetes; Pneumocystales; Pneumocystaceae
Product: C-8 sterol isomerase ERG2
Exons: 4
Coding region: 1-657 (218 amino acids)
Biological process (GO): ergosterol biosynthetic process
Cellular component (GO): endoplasmic reticulum
Source: RefSeq, a predicted model, not a curated record